AUCAAGGGCACCUCAAAUUCAUUACCUGACUACCUUACCCGUGAAUUCUUACAGAAAAGUGGUAAUGCCUCCUAAGGCAUCGGGAAUCUCCCUACGGGGAGGAAGGAGUACAGGCAAAGGAGCCAGGCUGGCUCUUCCAGAACCAACCAUGAAGAAAUCAUCUACCUCUUCUGGGUCACCAACCCAGGCUGGGUCAUCUACCCAGAAAACCAAUUUAGAAGGGUCAUCAACCCAGAUUGCCUCAAUCAAACCUGAGCCAUCCACUCAGGAAUCUCCCAAACCGGCAACCGCCAAACAAACAUCGGCCGACUAUGCUUGGCCAAUUGAAACCCUUCAGGCCCUUCAAGACAUGGGUCUGACCAAAUUUCCAAAAAUAAUCAAAAAAUCUUGGGCAGACAUUGCCUCAGAAUCUGAUGAUGAAUCUGAAUCAAAUUUACAAACAAUGAUCCAAAAUGCGUCAAUGACCAAAACAGCCACCAAUACUAAAGGAAAACUACCUUUAGCCAAAGCUCAAACACCACCUACCAAACAAACUAACAAUUAUAUUUAUAAAAAUAAAUUGUUAACUGUUUUGCAGAUGGAACCUGAAUUUUGGGACAAAAAUCCCUUCAAGGCGACGGCCAAGGCUUUCCCACCAGGAUUUCACUACAAACCAACCACCAUCCUGAAGACAAGAACUUUUUAUGAAUUGAUUUUGGUAGAUUCAAACUCAGUAUCUAUCAAACAUUUCAAAGAUCCAAAAGACCAAACCUUAAACACCCAUUCAACCAUCCAAAUACUAAAAGUUCUUCAACCAAGACACUUUGGUUCAGACUUGAACAAAGGGAAGAGAUUUUCAGUUCCAUUUGAUCCGGUAGGUUAUACCUAUUGGGAUUACGUUGAUGCUUGGACCAAGGUGUUUUGGCACCAAAAUACCCGCUUCAAGCAUUCAUGGCUAAUAUAUUUCAAGACCAACACAAUUUACAAUUUUCCCAAUUGGUUUUUGCAAUGGUGGGACUUCUUUGGACCAAUCCCAGAGAUAUUCCCAGAAACGGUCCAACAAGGAUUUUCCCAAUUUAAGAAACAAUACAAUUCGCAGGAAUCACGAAUUCCAGCAGAUCUUAAAUACUUUUCAAGCUUUGCACUGUCAUGGAUAUUCUCAUGGCAAUAUCGCUACAGCAAGACUGAAAAGACAAAUCAAUAUCCAUCACUACAAAGACACGCAUUUGUAAAAUGGUGGACACAAUUUGACUCAUCCAAAGCGGAUCCAGAACAAGUAAAACUAUGGUUCAAAUCCCAUCCAGAAUUCCUCAAAGCGGCUGAUCCAGAGACUUCAGUGUUCUUGAACCAAAAGUCUCAUCUGGCAGCAUUUUUAGCAGGAUCGACAUCAAAGGAGGUCUUAGCUAAAAAUCUGAAGGAAGUUCUACAAAUGUUACAACAGGAAGAAGAAGCUUCAUCCUCAAAGAAGGAAGAAACAAGUUCUGUUGAAGAAGACGAAGAAGAUCCCUUUUACCAAAACGAAGAUGAUUGUUUUGGUAUCUGUUUAGAUUAAAUUUAAUUUCGGUCACAAAACCGUCUGUUUGUAACUAAUGUGUAAUUAAUGCUGGACAAUACUACCUGUCCUGUAGUCAUUAAAGUCCCGGUCAAAACUACUUGUCUUGUAACAAACAGUCAAAUAGUCCCGGUCAAAACUACCGGCAACUACCGGUCUUAGAUAUUUGGCUAUAUAAGGAGUCCUCAAGCAUGUUGUGAGGCACCCUUUCAUUUAGUCAUUUUUCAGGUUUCGGAAGAGAGGUGCUCUGAAACAAGAUUUUUAAAAGUGGUAAUGCCUCCUAAGGCAUCGGGAAUCUCCCUACGGGGAGGAAGGAGUACAGGCAAAGGAGCCAGGCUGGCUCUUCCAGAACCAACCAUGAAGAAAUCAUCUACCUCUUCUGGGUCACCAACCCAGGCUGGGUCAUCUACCCAGAAAACCAAUUUAGAAGGGUCAUCAACCCAGAUUGCCUCAAUCAAACCUGAGCCAUCCACUCAGGAAUCUCCCAAACCGGCAACCGCCAAACAAACAUCGGCCGACUAUGCUUGGCCAAUUGAAACCCUUCAGGCCCUUCAAGACAUGGGUCUGACCAAAUUUCCAAAAAUAAUCAAAAAAUCUUGGGCAGACAUUGCCUCAGAAUCUGAUGAUGAAUCUGAAUCAAAUUUACAAACAAUGAUCCAAAAUGCGUCAAUGACCAAAACAGCCACCAAUACUAAAGGAAAACUACCUUUAGCCAAAGCUCAAACACCACCUACCAAACAAACUAACAAUUAUAUUUAUAAAAAUAAAUUGUUAACUGUUUUGCAGAUGGAACCUGAAUUUUGGGACAAAAAUCCCUUCAAGGCGACGGCCAAGGCUUUCCCACCAGGAUUUCACUACAAACCAACCACCAUCCUGAAGACAAGAACUUUUUAUGAAUUGAUUUUGGUAGAUUCAAACUCAGUAUCUAUCAAACAUUUCAAAGAUCCAAAAGACCAAACCUUAAACACCCAUUCAACCAUCCAAAUACUAAAAGUUCUUCAACCAAGACACUUUGGUUCAGACUUGAACAAAGGGAAGAGAUUUUCAGUUCCAUUUGAUCCGGUAGGUUAUACCUAUUGGGAUUACGUUGAUGCUUGGACCAAGGUGUUUUGGCACCAAAAUACCCGCUUCAAGCAUUCAUGGCUAAUAUAUUUCAAGACCAACACAAUUUACAAUUUUCCCAAUUGGUUUUUGCAAUGGUGGGACUUCUUUGGACCAAUCCCAGAGAUAUUCCCAGAAACGGUCCAACAAGGAUUUUCCCAAUUUAAGAAACAAUACAAUUCGCAGGAAUCACGAAUUCCAGCAGAUCUUAAAUACUUUUCAAGCUUUGCACUGUCAUGGAUAUUCUCAUGGCAAUAUCGCUACAGCAAGACUGAAAAGACAAAUCAAUAUCCAUCACUACAAAGACACGCAUUUGUAAAAUGGUGGACACAAUUUGACUCAUCCAAAGCGGAUCCAGAACAAGUAAAACUAUGGUUCAAAUCCCAUCCAGAAUUCCUCAAAGCGGCUGAUCCAGAGACUUCAGUGUUCUUGAACCAAAAGUCUCAUCUGGCAGCAUUUUUAGCAGGAUCGACAUCAAAGGAGGUCUUAGCUAAAAAUCUGAAGGAAGUUCUACAAAUGUUACAACAGGAAGAAGAAGCUUCAUCCUCAAAGAAGGAAGAAACAAGUUCUGUUGAAGAAGACGAAGAAGAUCCCUUUUACCAAAACGAAGAUGAUUGUUUUGGUAUCUGUUUAGAUUAAAUUUAAUUUCGGUCACAAAACCGUCUGUUUGUAACUAAUGUGUAAUUAAUGCUGGACAAUACUACCUGUCCUGUAGUCAUUAAAGUCCCGGUCAAAACUACUUGUCUUGUAACAAACAGUCAAAUAGUCCCGGUCAAAACUACCGGCAACUACCGGUCUUAGAUAUUUGGCUAUAUAAGGAGUCCUCAAGCAUGUUGUGAGGCACCCUUUCAUUUAGUCAUUUUUCAGGUUUCGGAAGAGAGGUGCUCUGAAACAAGAUUUUUGUAAGCGCUUCUUUCUAGAUUCAAUAAAUUUCUGUUUUUCA
Glycine soja is the source of this 3575-nucleotide messenger RNA. RefSeq lists its product as uncharacterized. Lineage: Eukaryota; Viridiplantae; Streptophyta; Magnoliopsida; Fabales; Fabaceae. Bases 1805 to 3271 code for a protein of 488 amino acids. The transcript is spliced from 2 exons. The record is from RefSeq and is a predicted model, not a curated record.